UCUCCCGUGGAUUUCCCUUGUUAAGGAAAAAAUACAUCCAAAAAAAAGAGAGAAAAAUAACCCCUCCACUCUGACUCUCCUUCUCUCUCUAAAUCCACUCCUCUCUCUCUCUCUUCAGAGCCCCCAUUACCAUUCUCCUUAUCACAAAACAAAGAAAAGAAUUUCAGAGUGUUCUUUUACUUGGAAAGAGGAGAGGAAGAAAAGUGGAGGAGAGAGAGAGAAGAAGAAAAGGAAGAAACAAUGAAACAGAGCACAACUACAAGCAGCAGUAAAGAGAGCUCUCUGUUAGCUUCUGCUACGGAGGAUGAAAUCAUUGUCUCUCAAAUCCUACUCGAUCUCAGAAAUCUCAUCUCCUUAUCUGAAUCCUUGUCCAAUUUCAACUGGGGUUGCAGGCGCCGAAGAUCUUGCUUGGAUGCUGCUCCGUCAUUACCUCCUACACCCUCAUUGCUUCCGCCGCCGGUACAGAGGACCGACAACGGAAUUGAAGCACACAUCAAAGCCGAGGAGGUGAGUUUGGAGGAGAAGCCCGACGCCACAGCCGCCACCCGCACCACCGCCAGCCCCGACACGCCACUCUCUUUCUCGCCCAGUGAAUCUGAUGAAAAGUCCAAGCACUCCUCCAAGAAAACUUCCAAGAAAAGGUCAAAACAGGAGUACAUAGAUAUGAUAGAAGGAUUAACACAGCGCAAAGACCUGCUUAGAGGGGAGAUAGAAAACGUAAAGAAGUAUUACAACAAGUUGAAGGCUUACAACUCUGAGUUGAAAGCAAUCAAAAAAGAGGUGCUAAAUACCAGUUGCCCAAGAAAGGAAGAGGAGAAGCAGAUGGAAACGGGCGGAGGGAUGAAUCCGGGGGUGGAAUUAACCCAGCAUUAUCGGGUGGAUAUGGUGCCUCAUCAACAGCCGUACAUUCAAGAUCCAAUGGGGCAGAAUUUUCAUCAGUAUCCAUUAUUUGGCCCAAUCGCAACCCAAUUCUACUCAUCCAAUAGUGGGUUUGGAUCGGUCAACCAUGUGGGCCCACUUGGGAUCGAUCUCAACAUUCCAGCUGAAGAGGCUCUUGGCGUGGACCCAUCACAGCCGUUAGAUGCGGGCAGAGUCAUUGCUGAUAAACGAGCCAGAUUUGCUGAAGCGAGGAGGAAGAGGAGAGGAAUAAUCAAGAUCAAGAACAUGAGGAGUGCUUGUGGUAUAAAAUUGCCAGCAAGUAGAUAACAAUGAGACCCUCGUUUUCUGCUAAAAAGGCGUUCUAUUUCAUAGUAACAACUUGUUAUAUAGCAU
Messenger RNA from Sesamum indicum (sesame), 1272 nucleotides. RefSeq lists its product as uncharacterized. The record is from RefSeq and is a predicted model, not a curated record. NCBI's taxonomy places the organism in Eukaryota, Viridiplantae, Streptophyta, Magnoliopsida, Lamiales, Pedaliaceae.